Messenger RNA from Ostertagia ostertagi, 624 nucleotides. The record is from the annotation of a GenBank genome assembly. Lineage: Eukaryota; Metazoa; Nematoda; Chromadorea; Rhabditida; Trichostrongylidae.
AUGCCAGGCACGGGAACUGAGGGCUUCCACGGUUUCGUGGUAUCGGUGGCGAUCGUGAAAAAUCUUCAAAUGCAGAUGCAUUCACCGAGUGAAGCCCAGCUCACCGAACGAGCCGAAUCUUUCUGUCGAGCGUUGGAGGGGCGAUGGGCACUCGGCGACUGCGGCAACUCGGUGAUCGUCUUCGUUUGGGAACACUAUAAAAAGGUAAAUAUCGCAUUUUGUGGCCUCCAAUUUAACGUCAUUUCUUUCCAGAUGAUUAUCUGGCCGGCGCGAUUAGCUGAGAAGUACGUCACCAUUGAGGAGCGAAAGAAACAUUCUUCACAAGGUCUCUUCCGCGAACUCACAGCAUUUCGAAUUUUUCUAUCCGGUCUUACUUUCCAGGUGAACGAGCUCGCUCAAACGGACCAGUGGUACACGGCUCUAUCACAAGUGAUCGGAGAGCUACGGCGAGAGCUGAAUGGAGAGGAACAAGGUAAAGUGGAUACUGGAACUAUAUCGUUGUUGGUGGCGGUUGGAUUCGCCGUAUUGCUCACCAUGCUGAUCACCUGUGAGUACUUUUUGCCCUUUCAUAUUACUCUCAUUGCAGACUUAUAUUCCAUUUCGCUGUUUUUACUUACGAACUAA